This is a messenger RNA of Cucumis melo (muskmelon), 1629 nucleotides long. RefSeq names its product geraniol 8-hydroxylase-like. The transcript is spliced from 2 exons. The coding region runs from base 36 to 1529 and encodes 497 amino acids. The record is from RefSeq and is a predicted model, not a curated record. Lineage: Eukaryota; Viridiplantae; Streptophyta; Magnoliopsida; Cucurbitales; Cucurbitaceae. Gene Ontology annotation, molecular function: heme binding; iron ion binding; monooxygenase activity.
CAUUUCUUCAUCCUCAUUCAUCAAAGUGGUAAGAGAUGGACUUGUUGUGGAUCUUCAUUGUUCUACUUUCCAUAACAUGGCUAAUUUCAAUGAUAUCAAAAACAAGAACAAUCGCCAAGCUCCCUCCCGGCCCAAAGCCAUUGCCUCUCAUUGGAAACCUUCUAGCUCUUGGCGAUCAACCCCACAAAUCUCUAGCCAAUCUCGCCAAAUCCUACGGCCCCAUCAUGACCUUAAAACUCGGCCAAGUCACCACCGUCGUCAUCUCCUCCUCCGCCAUGGCCAAACAAGUCCUCCAAACCCACGACCAAUUUCUCUCCUCCAGAACCGUCCCCGACUCCAUGACCACUCACAACCACGAUCUUUUCGGCCUCCCGUGGAUGCCCGUUUCACCUCUCUGGCGAAACCUCAGACGAGUUUGCAACACCCAGUUGCUCGCCCCCCGGAUUCUCGACGCCAACGAGAACCUCCGACGAGGCCAAGUGGAAGAGCUGGUGACAGAGAUAUCUAGAUGUGCUUUGAAAGGUGAUGAGGCAGUGGACUUUGGAAAAGUGGCGUUUGUGACUACGGUGAAUUUGCUUUGGAAUACCAUUUUUUCGGAGGAUUUUGUGGACCCAAAUUCGAAAAUUGGGAGAGAGUUUAAAGUGGCUGUAAGAGGGAUUAUGGAAGAAGCUGUGAAACCGAAUUUUGGAGAUUAUUUUCCAUUGUUGAAGAGAUUUGAUGUGCAGGGAAUUAAGAAGAGACAGAGUGUUUAUUUUGAUAGGAUUUUUGAUGUGUUGGAGCAGAUAAUUGAUGAACGGAUUGAUGAACAGAAAAAAAGUUUCGGUUCUAAUAAGAUUAAACACGAUUUCUUGCAUUAUCUUCUCAACCUUGGUGAUGAAAAUAGCGAUAUCAAGUUGGGGAGGGAUGAGUUCAAACACUUAUUAGCGGUACUAUUCAUUGCUGGAACCGACACAAGUUCUGCAACAUUCCAAUGGGCAAUGGCGGAGCUAUUAAAAAACCCACAAAAGCUAUCAAAAGCUCAACAAGAAAUCCGAAGUGUAAUAGGAAAAGGAAACCCAAUUAAAGAAUCAGACAUUUCAAGGCUACCUUAUUUACAAGCAGUGAUUAAAGAAACUUUGAGAUUGCAUUCCCCUCCUUUUCUUCUACCUCGUAAAGCAUUAGAAGACGUCGAAAUUUCAGGUUUCACAAUCCCAAAAGACGCUCAAGUGCUGGUAAAUUUAUGGGCGAUGGGUCGAGAUUCGAACGCAUGGAAAAAUCCGGAAGUAUUCGAGCCAGAGAGGUUCUUGGAGAUGGAAAUUGAUAUUAAAGGCAGAAAUUUUGAGUUGGUUCCAUUCGGUGCUGGAAGAAGGAUUUGCCCUGGGUUGUCAUUGGCUAUGAGAAUGUUGCCUUUGAUGUUGGGUUCGGUUCUUCAUUUCUUUGAUUGGAAGCUUGAAGAUGGUUGUGGACCUGAUGAUUUGAAUAUGGAUGAAAAGUAUGGAAUCACUCUUGAAAUGGCUUCUCCUUUGAGAGCUUUCCCACUUCUUGUCUAGUUUUAUAUAUAUUAUUUUCAAUAUAAACUAGUUUUAUGUUUUCCUUUAUGGAUGUUGAUUCUCAAAAAUAAAUGUGCAUGAAGCCCCAAUUGAUGGUCAA